Molecule: messenger RNA, 3123 nt
Organism: Pseudonaja textilis
Lineage: Eukaryota; Metazoa; Chordata; Lepidosauria; Squamata; Elapidae
Gene: ANKRD6
Product: ankyrin repeat domain 6
Biological process (GO): protein K6-linked ubiquitination
Cellular component (GO): BRCA1-BARD1 complex; cytoplasm; BRCA1-A complex
Molecular function (GO): protein binding; ubiquitin-protein transferase activity
Source: RefSeq, a predicted model, not a curated record
UUAGGAGCCAGAUUUCGCAGUAACUUUACAAAUCCUUCUCCGGGGGUGGAGCGAAAAGGAAAGCAAAGCAAAGCGGGCGCUCCAACGGGACUAUUGAAGUAUUGUAGCUCUUCUUCUUCAGCCGCUGUCCUUUUGCACAAACCGAUCACCUACGCAGCGCUGUUUUUGCGAUCUGCCGAAGUGGGAUAUGCGCAGCAGAUUAUCCUGGCGGAAAUUGAAAAGCUGCUCCGAUCCACAGAUGCAGAAGAUGGCUUAGCAACAGACCAACCUUCUCCCAUGCUGGGGUCCCUCUGUGCCCGGCAGUUGGACUGAUGUGAAUCUUUUGUUUUUUUGGAUCGAAGAAGCUUGUUCCCAAAGCCAUUCUUCCCUAAUUCAUGAGCCAGCAGGAUGUGGUCGCCGUCCUUUCAGAACGCCUUCUCAUAGCUGCGUACAAAGGGCAAGUGGAUAAUGUGGUGCAGCUUAUCAACAAGGGUGCCAAGGUAGCCGUUACCAAGCAUGGGCGGACACCCCUCCAUCUUGCAGCUUACAAAGGUCAUCUCCAUGUGGUCCAGAUUCUGCUCAAAGCAAGCUGUGACGUGGAUCUUCAGGAUGAUAAUGAUCAAACAGCUUUGCAUCGGGCGACUGUUGUAGGGAACACAGAUGUUAUCUCGGCUCUUAUCCAUGAAGGGUGUGCCCUGGACAGGCAAGACAAGGAUGGAAACACAGCUCUUCAUGAAGCUUCUUGGCAUGGAUUCAGUCAAUCAGCUAAGCUGCUUGUUAAAGCAGGAGCUAAUGCCCUUGCCAGGAACAAGGCAGGUAACACUCCUUUGCAUUUGGCCUGCCAAAACAAUCAUUCUGAAAGUGUGCGAGUUCUAUUGCUUGGAGGCUCUCGGACUGAUAUCAAAAACAACGCAGGAGACACCUGUCUGCAUGUUGCUGCUCGUUACAAUCACUUACCCAUCAUUAGGUUGCUCCUCACUGCUUUCUGUUCCGUCCAUGAAAAGAAUCAGGCUGGAGAUACAGCUCUUCACGUCGCUGCUGCAUUGAAUCAUAAGAAAGUGGCAAAAUUGCUCUUGGAAGCUGGAGCUGAUGGGACAGUAGUUAACAAUGCUGGCCAGACGCCCCUAGAAGUUGCCCGGGAACACAACAAUCCUGAAGUUGCUCUUCUACUUACUAAAGCCCCUCAGAUUUCACACUUUAAUCGUGGAAGGAGCCUGAGGAAGAAAAGGGAGAGACUUAAAGAGGAAAGACGUGCUCAAUCCGUGCCACGUGACGAAGUGGUGCAAAGCAAGGACAGUGCUUCUGCUGCUGAAGACACCCACAGCAGCGAUCCUGCUCAGGGGAGAGGUGACUUGAAAAAUGAAAGCCAAUUGCCUUUGUCAGAGCAAAGAGAGAAGAAGGGUAAAAAGAAGAAACCAGGAGAAAAGGUAUUGGCACUUUCCGAUCCUUUGCCCUCAGCGGAUCAGCAGAUACUGCCUGGUCCACAGCAAAACCUGACAAAACGCAGAAGCAAGCAUCGCUGUGCAUCUCCACCGCCACCCCAUGAAUUCAGGGCCUAUCAAUUAUAUACUCUGUACCGUGGAAAGAAUGGAAAAAUCAUGCAGGCACCUAUAAAUGGAUGUCGUUGUGAACCUCUAAUACAUAAAGUGGAGAACCAGCUGGUAGCUGCCAUGGAAGAAAUAAAAGCUGAAUUAGUACAAGUGCAAGAUAAGAUGAACAGCAAAUUAGGACAGAUGGAAAAUAAAACACAACAUCAGCUCCGUGUUUUAGACAAAUUAAUGGCAGAGAGGCUGUCAGCAGAAAGGGUGGAGUGUCUUCAUCGUCUUCAGCACACGGAGUUGGAAAGAAAUGAAGGGGAAAAACGCCAGCUGUCUUUGGUGGGUGAAUUGAAAGCUUGGUGCCUGCUAAAAAUUCAGAAUCUAGAAAUGAAGCUCUCUGGAGAUUCUAGAUCUUCGAGACCAAAAUCCACUCUGUCCACAUCUGAGUCUCUCUCAGAGACUUUGGAUACAGAAAACCUUCACACUACAAAUGACUGUAAAACAAGCCAAACCCCACCACAAUCAAAUGGAUCCCAUCAUCAUUCUGGCAUUGUGAGCCUCUCAGAAGAUACAGAACAGAGUAGAAUGCCAAUCACAGAGCAGAGCUUUGGAAAGCAGUAUUUCGUGGUUCAGCAAGAUAGCAUAUCAGGAACAGAGCAACAGUCAGUGGGUGGUGCUGUCCUUCCUCCUCCUGCAGCAUCUCCCCAAGUGGUUAGGCCAAAGGAUAAAGCAAAUUUCAACAGAUUGCAGCAAGAACCACCAGGAGUGGAACACUCUGUUUCCAGACUAAGGCAUGUAAAAGUACAAACUGUUUUGCAGGCUUCUCCUGAACGUACAAAGGCAGAAUCCCAGAGCGGCUGCUUGAUAGACAAAGGGACUCAAACCAAGAAACCAAGUAAAAGUGGUCAGUUGAAGCACAGGUCCCACCAACCAGGAGAAGCUCCAACUGGGCAGCCCCCACCUUCUGCCCCUGAAGGAAAGGAGGGCAGUCCUCAGCUGGCAGGCACAUCUCAAGCUUUGGAAAUUACCCAGUACUUCUUUGAGGCUGUGUCAAGUCAGAUGGAGAAGUGGUAUGAGAGAAAGAUAGAAGAAGCUCGUUGCCAAGCUGACCAGAAAGCUCAGGAAGAUAAAGCUGUCCUUAAAGAACACAUUAAAAGUUUAGAAGAGGAACUGCAGAAGCUAAGGACUAAAAUGCAGAAGGAAAACUAGCCCUUGCAUGGCUCAAGAAAAGGGCCCAUUGCUGUUUUCACAAACUCCACUGAAGCAAUUUUAGGGCAGGGGACACUCAUGAACAAUUUCACUCAUAUUGAACAUGCCUUUAAAGAUGAUGAAGUAUCCAUGAAAUUAUUCGAGGAAACCAGUUUUCCUAAGCCAACACUUCAUUGAUGGGCAAAAUGUUGUUUUAGCUCUAAAUAGUGCUAGUUGUGAUACUAAUUCUGGGUAGAAUGCGUUUGUUACCUAUCAGUUCUCUUCAGGUACACUGCUGGGUGUGAGUGAUUGAAUGUCUAUUCUUGUUUUUCAGUCCCUGUGUCAUUUUGUGAAUUCUUUAAAGUUUUAUUAUUUUAUAAUAAACCAUUUUAUUACAUAUUAAACAUUUUUUAAGUUC